AUGAGUGUGGAGAAUGCUGGAGCAUGGCGGGUGGUUGGACAACCCGUGGCACUGGCCAGCUGCUGUCCUGCCGCCAUGAUCAUACCUGUGCGCUGCUUCACCUGUGGCAAGGUCAUUGGCAACAAAUGGGAGGCCUACCUGAGGCUGGUGCAGACUGAGGACCCCAAGGGGGAUGUCCUGGAUGCGCUGGGCCUGAAGCGUUCCUGCAGCCACUGCGUGCUGCUGGCGCAUGGGGACGUGACCUAGAAGCUGCUUGAU
Molecule: messenger RNA, 258 nt
Organism: Hipposideros armiger (great roundleaf bat)
Lineage: Eukaryota; Metazoa; Chordata; Mammalia; Chiroptera; Hipposideridae
Product: DNA-directed RNA polymerases I, II, and III subunit RPABC5-like
Exons: 1
Coding region: 1-246 (81 amino acids)
Biological process (GO): transcription by RNA polymerase II; transcription by RNA polymerase I; tRNA transcription by RNA polymerase III
Cellular component (GO): RNA polymerase I complex; RNA polymerase II, core complex; RNA polymerase III complex
Molecular function (GO): DNA binding; zinc ion binding
Source: RefSeq, a predicted model, not a curated record